AUGAGCCCCUCAACGCCUCAGGGUCUCCUGAACAAUGUGUGGUUCCUCAUAACCCUUUACUUCUGCCGUCGGGGACGUGAAGGGCAAAGGAACCUGAAGAAAAGCAGCUUUAUUUUUCUCCAAGAUGAAAACGGAAAGUGCUACGCAACAACGGCACACGACAGGGCAAGUAAAAAUCAUCAAGGAGGUCUGAGCGACAACACCGUAAGCUUCGAAAAGCUCGGCAGAAUGUACCAAACAGAGCAUCCAACCAACAGAUAUAAUGCCCUUCGUCUUUAUUUGGAGAAGCUUAAUGCUAAAUGCAGCGCUUUCUUUCAAUACCCAAAGCAUUCUUGGAAGAGACCACAAGAAGGAGUGUGGUUUGAGAAUCGAUGCCUUGGGGUGAACAAGCUCAGAGAUAUGAUGAAAAUUCUCAGCAAAGUGGCCAACCUGUCAAAGAUCUACACUAACCACAAUGUUAAGGCAACGGCGAUUACACUGUGGUCAGAUGCUGGCCUGUCUUAUCGUCAUAUAAUGUCAUUAUCUGGCCACAGGAAUGAAGACUCCCUCCGCAGUUACAGCACACGUCCUUCUUCCCAGCAGCUCCAGUUGUGCAGCAACGUGCUGUCCACUGCUCUUAAUUCAGCUGAUCAACAUCUGCUCCCUCAGAAAGUAACACAGCAACCAGAUCUUACCUCAGGCAUAGCUACCUGCACCAUUCCGACACAGAAUAUUUACUCUCGCUAUGAUGAGAAAUCAGCCUCGCUGCCAUGUUUUCUGGUUGCCAGAUUGGUCAAGUUCACAUUCAUCGCCACGAUAAACCUC
Molecule: messenger RNA, 804 nt
Organism: Porites evermanni
Lineage: Eukaryota; Metazoa; Cnidaria; Anthozoa; Scleractinia; Poritidae
Source: the annotation of a GenBank genome assembly